AUGCUACUAUCACACGAUUACAAUAGUAGGCGCUCCUCAGCAGCAUCGCAGUCCCGAAACAUCCGUAUGACAGUGCUUAAAAACAUGUUCAAAAAGGUAGCCUUUACGAGAUCGACCGCGAAGAAGGUCCUGCUAGUGCUGUGCCUGAUGGCCCUUCCCAGCUGGCUGCUGCUGUACUGGAACAACAGCUCGGAAUCACCGAAACCGUUCCCGUCGAUGGCUGUCGGUAUCUACAAUUCGCACGUCCUCGAUAGCAGCUUCGAAGGUUUCGUGGGUCGUGAUAACGGCCGCACCAGCGCCAUUCCGAUAAGCCCCAUCGAGCGGUCGUGGACGUACAGGUGCGUGAACAACCGAUGCGUGCGGCACCAUUUCGUGGAUGGCGUCGAGGAGGACUUCGAGACGACCGGUGGUAACAACCUUCACCAGCAAACGCAGCAACAAACCCACGGUGGAACCGGCAGCAGCAGCAGCAGCACGAAUCCUGCCUCCGGCAAGCGAAUACCCUUCCUAACGUGCACGAUGACCUGCGGGCCAAUCAACAUCUGGCCACAACCGACCGGGGCUACCAAGAUUGGCAGUAAAACAUCCCGCUUUCGGUUGUCGGAUAUGCACGUGAAAGUCGUGACCCCGGGCUUUGGGGCUGUCGAAAAGCUGCUUCACGAAGCGUCCGAUGUACUGAGGACUGAGAUCCGCGGUGUGAUGGUAGCCCGUGGUGCCACGCUGGAGGAGAUCGAAGGCGCUGUACCGGCUGGAACCGUUCCCGCAGGAGUGCAGAUGGCUUCAACUGCCGAACAGCAGCGCGUGACGGCGGAUCCGGACGAUGCAGGAAGCUCGGUAAAACGUCAAUCGGCCAGCGGCAACGAUGCAGGCGGUGGCUUUGGAAAGAUCCACUUCUUCAAGCUGGUCAGCGAUAAGCGGUACGAUGUGGAUGCGUUUGAAGUGAACAUUCACGUGGAGAAGUCGGGCGAUACGCACCUGACGAUGCACACGGACGAGAGCUACAACGUCACGGUGACACAUUCUGCACGAGUCCUGAUCGUGAAAAUAACCGCCAACACGUUCUUCGGGGCCAAACACGGUCUCACGACGCUGCAGCAGCUGAUUUGGUUCGAUGACGAGGAACGUACGCUAAAGGUCCUGAACAAGGUGUCCAUUGAAGAUGUGCCAAAAUUCAACUACCGUGGCCUUAUGCUCGAUACCUCCCGACACUACUUUACGGUGGAUGCGAUCAAACGCACCCUCGUCGGCAUGUCCCACUCGAAACUGAACCGGUUCCACUGGCACAUCACGGAUUCGCAGAGUUUCCCGCUCGUCUCGAAGUAUUACCCGCAGCUGGCCCGGUACGGGGCGUACUCCGAGCGCGAGGUGUACACGCCGGAUGACGUGCGUGAGCUAGCGGCGUUUGCGAAGGUGCGCGGCAUUCAGAUCAUCCCUGAGAUCGAUGCACCGGCACACGCCGGCAAUGGAUGGGACUGGGGUCCGAAGCAUGGACUUGGCGAGCUAAGUCUGUGUAUCAACCAGCAACCCUGGAGUAAUUACUGUGGCGAACCACCGUGUGGUCAGCUGAAUCCGAAAAACAACAACACUUACUUGAUCCUGCAGCGGUUGUACGAGGAGUUGCUCGAGAUCGUCGGCCCGCUAGAUUACUUCCACAUCGGUGGGGAUGAGGUGAACCUCGAGUGCUGGCAGCAACACUUCAAUGACUCCGACAUGCGCACGCUUUGGUGUGAUUUUAUGCUGCAGGCGUACCACCGGUUGCAGUUGGCCAGCACGAGGCAGAACAUGACCGCCCCGAGGAUGGUGGGCGUGUGGUCGAGUGGGCUGACGAGUGCGCCCUGUCUGUCGAAGGGUGCGUUCGCGGUGCAGGUGUGGGGUGGUAGCAAGUGGCCCGAAAACUUCCAACUCAUCAACGGAGGCUAUAGCCUGGUGAUAUCGCACGUGGACGCCUGGUACUUGGACUGUGGCUUUGGUAGCUGGCGAUCGACCGGCGAAGGUGCCUGCUCACCGUACCGGAACUGGCAGACGGUGUACAAACACCGACCAUGGGAGGAGAUGAAGCUAACCUCACUGCAGAUGCGUCAGAUCCUGGGUGGAGAGGCGUGCCUGUGGACGGAACAGGUCGACGAAUCGAUACUGGAUGCGCGACUAUGGCCCCGAGCCUCGGCCCUGGCCGAGCGACUGUGGACGGACCCGAUCGAGGAGCGGUACAGUGAGUCCGUUCCGCUGGAGGUGUACAACCGUAUGUCCGUGUUUCGGAACCACCUGCUCGAGCUGGGGCUGCGAGCGGAACCGAUCUUCCCGAAGUACUGCGCGCAGAACCAAGACGAGUGUGUAUGA
Molecule: messenger RNA, 2337 nt
Organism: Anopheles nili
Lineage: Eukaryota; Metazoa; Arthropoda; Insecta; Diptera; Culicidae
Product: probable beta-hexosaminidase fdl
Exons: 5
Coding region: 1-2337 (778 amino acids)
Biological process (GO): glycosaminoglycan metabolic process; ganglioside catabolic process; carbohydrate metabolic process
Cellular component (GO): membrane
Molecular function (GO): beta-N-acetylhexosaminidase activity
Source: RefSeq, a predicted model, not a curated record